Molecule: messenger RNA, 2661 nt
Organism: Coprinopsis cinerea okayama7#130
Lineage: Eukaryota; Fungi; Basidiomycota; Agaricomycetes; Agaricales; Psathyrellaceae
Product: other/FunK1 protein kinase
Exons: 6
Coding region: 1-2571 (856 amino acids)
Source: RefSeq, a predicted model, not a curated record
AUGGGGGACGCGGCGAUAACUACCCCCACGAACAAGCCUAUCGAGCUACCGAAAACCAACGUUACUCCCACCCGAGAGUGUAAAGCGUCGAAUGCAGAGUUUGCGCCGGAUGAAAGGUUCGUGGUCGAUUAUUCACCUCAGUGGCAGGAUCUGAAAUCAGUCGUCUGUAGCAUUGCGCCAUCCGGGGACCCAGUUACCCCCAACAGAGAGUCUGACAAUCCCAAAACUGGGUCUACCCCCCAAUCCAAGGGUUUGGCGUCGAAUGCGGAACAUGCCACGGACGGAAGGCUUGCUCAAUCCGUGAUACUGCUUAUGGAAGAAGACUUGAAGAGCGCGCUAUAUACCCAGUUGAAGGAGAUGCUCACUGCGUUUUUGUGGAAGAUGCGGAAGGACACACCCAAAUUCGAUGCCUCAAAUGAGUUCAACGCAUUCCUGGACGAAUCGGUCCGGUUUUGCAACAGCAACAGCGCCGAGGCCGAAGACGUGAAAGCCAGCAUUAUUCAGGCAAUGAAAUGUUCGACCGAACAGGACCGCUAUCCCCACCUGACAUACGCUCUCAACAACAUCUUGAAGUACGGCCGAGGGAAGAUGAUUGGGUCAUUUGACCACGUUUACAAUAAGGACGAAUCGAUUAUGGUCGUGAACGACCCCGACAUCUUGGAAUGCGAAGCCUUAUCCAAAUGCACCGAUUACAAGCCGAAGCGAAAGCCCGACCUGAUUCGCAUGCCGAUACAAGCGCUGGGACGAAUCGUGGAGCGCCCCCACGAGGACUUCGACGUCUGGUUCACGCAACUUGCCAAAUCGCACGAAACCUCCCAAAACGGAUUGAAGAAAGGGAAGGUACAUUGGAAGGAUCCCAUCGAUUGUUGGGAGAUCAAGAAGGGAGGAGACCCAGUGUCCGACGAUAAGCUUACGCGCCUGACGGACAAGCAAUACCAAUUCACAGCUAAAUGUGCUGAUGAACGACCCUUCGACAGGGCGAGCGUCCCCGCGAUUACACCGAGUUCGCGUCCUUCAGCCCCACCGCCUUCUUCCACCGGGAAAGAUUCUCGUAGUCAAACUUCAGUCAAAUCUUCUGGAGGGGUCAAACGACCGCGGACAGAGAAACUGACCAGUAGCGCUCGCAAGAGGCCCAAAAUAGAACCAGAACCUCUCUGCCUCCGUCUAAAAGCGGAAACCCAGGCCGCCUUCUAUGGGCUCGAGCUAAUGCGAGCGAGGUGGAACCGCACCCAUGCUAUCGUCGUCCUUCUGGAAGGCAAUAAACUAUCCCUCCACUGGUACGACCCACAGGGAUGCAUCAGAACCCAUCCUAUCGACAUCGUCAGCCAGCUUCCUCUCCUUGUCGCCAUGAUGCUCAUCUUCCAGCGCUUCGACGAUCGGAUGCGUGGCAACGGCAAGUUCCAGUUGAACAUCGAUGUCGACGGGGAGACAGUCCCACACACCCUCGACGACUCGGAGAUCCACAAUCGCUGGAUGUUCAAAGGUCGCCGUUCGGUCAGUGGGAAGCUGUUCCCGCACGGAAAGAUACCACCACCGAAGUCAGAAUCACGCAGCUCUCGGACGACCCGCAGCAAUGCCAACCCCGCGGCCAACGAUGUACCCUCGAAUGAGGAGGGGGAACUGUUUGGCAAAUUCUUGUGGCGUGAAGAGGCCCGGUACACUGAAGGAGUCAUCAUUGAGACUGCCCUGAAGAGGGCCGAACGACACCUCGGCGAACACAAGAAACAUGUCAUCGACCACCUCCCUUGCGUAAAAACCUGCACCGAAUUUUCCGACUUUUCGACCAAGCACAUCCGAAAUUUCCUGAACCUACCUUCCCAAGGUGCUCGGGUGCCAACUGGAAUAGCUGCUGAAUGGUUGCUUCCAAGUGCCGAACUCACAGACCCGGAGGAGUACGUUCGUGCUAUCUGGCAGCUCAUUCGAUGCAAUUUCCUACUGUGGCAACUCGGGAUCGCGCACGGCGAUAUCAGCAUGACGAACCUCAUGCUUCGCCCGGGCAGUGGUAGCGUUCAGGCUGUUCUAAAUGACUUCGACUUGGCGGCGAUCAUGACCCCAGGAAAUACUUCCCCCGAGAGGAAAGGUUUCGAGCGGACGGGAACCAUACCCUUCAUGGCGGUCGAGCUCUUGCGGGCCACGAAUGGAGAAGUCAAGCGCCUUUGGUGCCACGAUUUUGAAUCCUUCCUCUGGUGCAUGGUGUGGUACUGCUCGCCGGCGGUGCGGAGCACCUGGGACUCAGGCACCGCUCUCCAAGUGGGCAACGAGAAAUUGGGCUGGCUCGCCUCCGAGCCUUACACAAGUAGAAGUAAAGACACCACCGUUGCCGAAGCAGCCAAGCGUAUUUGGACGUCGCUGAGGAAACUCUUUCGCGGUUGGGACUACAGCUUCUUCACUUUUGGUCAGGAGAACACUGGGUGGGAGGAGCAACUCGCGUUCCUGCAUAGAUUGGUCGAGCACAUGUCAGAGUACGAUUCAUGCGAGGAUCGGAGCUGGUUGGAGUUUCGGGGAAAGCCAUCCAUGCAGUGCGUGUGUAGUCCUCCCUCCUCUGUUAUUCCCUGUUCGACCUGUAUUUGAUUUGUAUAUAUGUAAUGUUUCCGGUCAAAUUCCUCGUGUUCGAUGGAAACGUUGAGAGUCCGUAGCGUUAGGUCCUGUUCACUAUUCUUC